AACUGUUGGAAAGGUUAUUCAGGAUCAUCAAUGUCAGCCUUCCUUUCCUGUCUAACAUUCAAGCGAGGGGUUAGACGGGUUCCCCGCCCUUCGAUAACAGCUGCACAAAACAUUCCGUAGCGUACGCAACAGAGGCAGGGGCAACUCCGGCGAUGGGUCGACUCCAGUAUUUGGGUAAAAUCCCCUCGUUUUAGACUGGUUCCCCUCGUUUCAACUGUAAAUAAAGUAGUGCGCAUGCGUGGAACGUUUUUGAUUCGUAAACUUCCGUAACGUUACUUCCGGUUUGGGGACUCUGCAGUCUUUCCCAAGCAUUUUCGCUCGCAGAACAGACAAUAUCGCUCGUAACAGGAGCAGCAUGACCGGGAAAAGGAAGAAUAAGGGCCAGAAUAAGGGAUGGUUCGUGAAGGCAGAACCUAAAAGGGCAAGGUGUGAUGGUGACCAGGAACCGCAGGAAACCAGUACCAGCCGUCCGCUCUCGUCCAAGAUGGCGUCAAAUGAGAUGGCGACCUCCCAGAAGCCGACAGAGCACUUCCAGACAUGUACACUAUGUACAGAGGUAUUUGUCAAUCCCUGUACACUUGUGUGUAAUCACACCUUCUGUCGUAAUUGUGUCGUCAACUACACCAAAACAAGACCAGAAGCCAUCAGCGCCAAGUCUCUCAUCUGCCCAUUCUGCAGCAAGUUGACGAAAGUACCUGAGCCUGAGAGACCAGUGGAGGCACUGGAGAAUGAUGUUAAGCCAGUCGUUGUCUUGCAGGAACUUGGGGGUUCAUUUAAUCCAGAAUCUAAGGGUCAAUCUGAUGAUGAUGAUGAUGAUGAUGAACCUGAACCUGAACCUGAGAGUACAGUGGAGGAGUUGGCCGAUGUCAAGCCAUGCAGUGUCAUGCUGGAGCCUGUGGAUUUGCCUGGCUCAGAACCUAGUGGUCAAUCUGAAGAUGAUGAUGAUGAUGAUGAUGAUGAUGAUGAACCUGAACCUGAACCUGAACCUGAACCUGAGAGUCCAGUGGAGGAAUUGGCCGAUGUCAAGCCAUGCAGUGUCAUGCUUGAGCCUGUGGAUUCACCUGGCUCAGAACCUAGUGGUCAAUCUGAUGAUGAUGAUGAACCUGAACCUGAGAGUCCAGUGGAGGAAUCAGCCGAUGUCAAGCCAUGCAAUGUCAUUCUGGAGCCUGUGGAUUCGCCUGACUCAGAACCUAGUGAUACAACCAACUGUGCAUAUUGUAAAGGCAGAGGGGAGACAACUCCAGCUGCUGUUUGGUGCCGGGCCUGUGAUGACGCACUCUGCGAGAAAUGUGUCAGAGUACACAGUCGCUUCCCUUCUACUCAUUACCAUGACGUUACUAACCUGUAUGGAGAGAUCCAAAAAAGGCGAAAAGCCAUGUGUAAUAUACACGAAAGAUAUUGCAUAGAAUUAGUAUGUAAGGAUUGCAAGAAGACAAUAUGUCGCAAAUGUCGCAUCUUAUAUCACAAUGAAUGUGAUUCAGUUGUCAGGAUAGAGUCAGACCUGUUCACCAUGUUAACAGAACUCAUAAAGAAAAAAGAGGCUUUAUCAAAGAGGCAAGAAGACCUGAAACCCAAAACUGAUGAAUUGAAAUCGACAUUAAGUAGAGAAGCAUGUCGAUAUGCACAAAUGGAAGAAGACAUAAUGCUAGUUACACAGAAUGCCAUAGAACAGAUCAAAUCAAACGAAAGAAAACUUCUUGAUGAACUUAAAGAGAUGUCCAACAAACACAUUGGACAACUGAGAGAACAAAUAAAGUCAAAAGAGUUGAAAGCACACAUGUGCCAAAUACAUGCUAAGGUGAUAGACCAGGCUCUACAAUCUGAGUGUGACUCGGAAGUGUAUGAGGUGUAUCUGCGGUGUGGAGCAGAGGAGGUGGAAGCUCCUCGAGAGAUGGAAGUGACGGAAAGAGGAAGAAUCGCCAAGAUCACAUUCCACCAUGACAUUAAGAGACUGAAACAGGAAGUAAGGGAUCUAAAGAUGGGUGAACUAGAGGUCCUGUAUGAGGGUGUUGUGAAUCUGGAGGACAAUCCUUUGUUACUAGACACCAUAGAUGUCCAAGUAGCUGGAGCCAGAAAUAAAGGAUGGGUUGCUGAUGUGACUGUGUUGAUUGUGGAUGGUAUGAAUACAGUUAUAGUCACGGACAGGAUCAACAACAAGCUGAGUUCCUUCUACACCAGGAACAACAAACAUUGUCGCAGCAGGCUCUGUCUUAGUAGUGCCCCGUGGAGUCUGACUAAGUUGACAAACAAACCACUACUGGCUGUCACUGUGCCAGGCAUGAAACAGAUUAUAACAGUGAAAGUCACCCCCGACCUGGAGCUUGUGUCAACCAUCAAAACCAACAAACAGUACUGGGGUAUAACAUAUCUGACCCCGUAUACAGUAGCAGUAGGUUCCAAGUCUCCUCCCUGUGUGGAUAUUGUGGAUAUGUGUGGAAAUGUGCUGUUUUCAUUCAAUCCACUCCUCAGUUGUAAAAGGACAUUACAGUGUCCCAACUACCUUUGUACCACCAGGAAAGGAAACAUCCUGGUGUCUGACGGGGCAACCAAAUGUGUUGUUUGUCUGACCCCCAGGGGAAAGGUGGUGUUCACUUACAGGCCUGCUGGAGACAACGCACUGAAGUGUCCUCAGGGUAUCACAAGUACCUGCACAGGUGACAUCCUGGUUACAGACUUCUCUCUAAACUGUGUCAUCCAUCUCAAUGAGUCAGGAGAAUUUGUAAGAAACAUACUGACAAAAGAGGACGGUAUUGAGAAACCGUUAGGAGUUGAUGUAGAUGGGCGCAGUCGGAUAUAUGUUUCUCUGCAGUUUCAAGAAGUUGUAAAGGUGUAUUUAUGUUGACAAUGGAUUUGGCAGUAAUGCCUUUCCUAGUGGUAUUGUGUAGAUCAAUCAAGGUAAUAUAGCUAUGUAUAGGUAUAACAAGAACUAAAGACAGCAGACCUUGUAAUCUGUCAAUGCUAAGACUGUGGAAAAUAUCAGAUUUGACAGAUGUCGGAUUUGAAGAAUUUCAUGGCUAAAUGCACCUUCAAUUCCUGAUCAAGUGUUGAUUGAGUGUAUAGAGAAGUGAAGGUUGUAUACUAAACACAUAUGAACUUCAGAAUACAGAAACCAUACAACUACAAUUAAGUGUAUUGAAGGUUUUUCAUGUGUUGAGGGGGCAUGGGUGGCCCAGUCGUCUAAGGCGCUGUGAUUUGCAUCCCUUGGGCACACCAGAAACCUAUGAUUGUCAGUUCAAAUCCUGGUUCACCCAGAUUAUGCUUCUAGGUUUGUCAGCACCA
This is a messenger RNA of Haliotis rufescens (red abalone), 3279 nucleotides long. Its product is annotated as tripartite motif-containing protein 2-like. Gene Ontology annotation, molecular function: zinc ion binding; protein binding. The record is from RefSeq and is a predicted model, not a curated record. Bases 356 to 2842 code for a protein of 828 amino acids. Lineage: Eukaryota; Metazoa; Mollusca; Gastropoda; Lepetellida; Haliotidae. The transcript is spliced from 6 exons.